AUGGCUGAACAUUCUCAUGGCUCAAAGAUUUCGAGCCUCGAGGCUUUAAAAGCCAAAACUUCAGCGUCAACUCCUGGUAUUCGUUCAGUCACGGACAAAAUGACGACCGAAGGCGAGAUCCUGGAGAAGCUCGGAGGCCUCACCCGGGACGCCCCCCGACACCAGCUGGAGACUCUCCGGUCGAUCCUCCAGCGCAACGGCAACUCGCGUUACCUCCGCCCCUUCCUCGGGGACCAUCCUGGGCAGGUCGACGUGGCAACUUUCCUGCGAGAAGUCCCUCUGUCUAGCUACGACGACUACACUGACCACAUCAGUCAGAUGGCCGACGGAAUAGUCGAUGGCGGUGACCCAAUCCUCUGUGCUGAUCCUCUCACCUGUUUCUUCUACAGCUCCGGAACAACUUCCAAGAGGCCAAAGAUGAUACCUUACUAUGAUACGCCUCUGUCGAGAGCAGCUACAUCCAUAGCUCAGCAAAGCAGCCUUGCAGUACUUCGAGGGUUGUUUCCCCCACAGUCAUCGGCAAACAAGGGUCUCUGGUUUAUUUACGCUGGUAAUGUCACCCGGACCAAGGGCGGGUUCAAGGUUAUGGCAGCCACAGCGUACCUGAUGCAGAGUGCCAAAUUAAGGUCGUCGCAGUUUCUGUCUGAUUGUAUUAGUCCACAAGAGGUUGUUCUGGGAUCGGAUGUCGACUGCCAGAUAUACUGCCACCUUCUGUGCGGCCUUAGGCACUUCGAUAAGAUCGAUAAUAUCCAGGCACCAUAUGCCAUUGGAUUAGUUAGAGCAUUUUGCCUUCUGGAGGAAAAAUGGAAGGUGCUCUGUAAGGACAUAGAAAAAGGGUUCCUGACCUGGGAUAUCUCCGACACAGCGAUGAAGGAUUCUGUUAACAAGGCUCUUGGAGGGCCUCGGAAUGAUCUGUCUGAAAGAAUUAGGUUGAUCUGCGAAGAGAAAUCGUGGGAGGGGAUUCUGAUUAAGCUAUGGCCGGAUCUGAGGUACAUCAAGUGCGUAACGACAGGGAGUAUGAUGCAUUACUAUCCAAAACUCAAGCACUAUGCGGGAGAAGUUCCGAUAUUAGGUGGAGACUACUUCACCUCUGAAUGCCCCGUGGGCAUUAACUUAGAGCCAAAACAACCUCCAGAAAAGACCCGAUAUGUAGUGCUUCCUACGGGGGCCUAUUUCGAGUUUCUCCCCUAUGAUCCCAAUGAAAACAGUGUCGCUGACAGGGAAGUCGUGGAUAUCUCGGGCGUUGAGGUUGGGAAGAUCUAUGAAUUAGUCGGCACUACAUCGAGAGGAUUUUAUCGGUUCCGGCUGGGCGAUAUAGUCAGAGUAACUGGGUUUUAUAAGUCAUCUCCUGAGUUGGAGUUCGUGAUGAGAGCUCCUGAACCUUCUGAGUUAGUAACCGAGAGGGACUUGAUAUCUGUGGUCGAAAAGACGCGAGUCCUGCUUGAAGAUGUCCUGGGGGCGGAAAUCACAGAGUACGCUUGUUCCUUGGACCUAAACUUGAGCCCCCAUCAAUUGAAGAUUUAUCUGGAAGUCAAAAGCGUCUCAUUCGAGGACAAACCGAAGGACAGAAUGAUCGAUCUAACAAGGUGUUGUGCAUCGCUGGAGGACGACUUUGGAGGCAUCUACAAGGUGCAUAAAGAAAGAGGCAAACUCAGGCCUCUGUUGGUGUAUAUCAUAACUCCCAGAAGCUUUGAUAGGUUAUUGCAUAUCGCAAUCGAGAAGGGAGCGUCCGCUAGUCAGUAUAAACAUCCCAAGAUUAUCAGGAAUCGCGAAAUUUCUGAUUUCCUGGAAGGAGUUGCCCUUGCUACCAUAUGUUCAGAUUCAAAGGAUGCCUGA
Messenger RNA from Eucalyptus grandis, 1836 nucleotides. RefSeq names its product probable indole-3-acetic acid-amido synthetase GH3.6. Gene Ontology annotation, cellular component: cytoplasm. The record is from RefSeq and is a predicted model, not a curated record. NCBI's taxonomy places the organism in Eukaryota, Viridiplantae, Streptophyta, Magnoliopsida, Myrtales, Myrtaceae. The coding region runs from base 1 to 1836 and encodes 611 amino acids. Gene Ontology annotation, molecular function: acid-amino acid ligase activity. The transcript has 3 exons.